AUGCAGAUUUCUAUUUUCACCAUUGAUGCAUUUAGAUCAGCCAUUCGUGGCAAUCCUGCAGCGGUUUGUCUUCUUGAAGAUGAACUGGAAGAAAGUUGGCACCAAAAAAUAGCAAAAGAAAUGAACCUUUCAGAAACUGCGUUCAUCAGAAAACUGCAACCCACAGAUGACUUUACCAAAAGUUCUCGUUUUGGACUGAGGUGGUUUACACCAGCUAAUGAGGUCCCUCUCUGUGGUCAUGCUACUCUUGCAUCAGCUGCUGUGUUAUUCCAUAACAAAAAAAAUGUGAAUUCCACCCUCACAUUUGUAACUCUGAGUGGAGAAUUAAAUGCCAGACAAGUAGAUGAUCAUAUUAUCCUGGACUUGCCGCUUUAUUUCACCAAUCCACAGAAUGUUAAGGACACGGAAGAGUUAGUGAAGGCAGCUGUAGGUGAUAUGAAUGUUCAAGAUGUUCGCUAUUCUCCUGACACAAAAAAGUUCCUUAUCCGUCUCAGUGAUACUUACAAGAGGUCUGAUCUGGAGAAACUGAAAGUGAAUGCUGAGCAACUUCUGUUGGCUGAAAAGACUGGAAAAAUAAAAGGAGUAAUAGUCACACUUAAGGGAGAUGGCCACGGGAAGCAUGAAAGCUAUGACUUUUACUCCCGCUACUUUGCACCCUGGUAUGGUGUUUCAGAAGAUCCUGUCACAGGAUCUGCUCAGCCAGUUUUAAGUAGUUACUGGUCACAACAACUGGGGAAAAGGAAAUGUGUGCAUUUCAGUGUUCUGCCGGUGGAGGAAGGUAAGAGUUUUGCUGCCGGCAGGACGGAAGAAGUAGAUAUUGGUGGUCAAACAGUCAUUGUAUUAAAAGGCUCUUUGACCAUUUGA
Molecule: messenger RNA, 864 nt
Organism: Sceloporus undulatus (fence lizard)
Lineage: Eukaryota; Metazoa; Chordata; Lepidosauria; Squamata; Phrynosomatidae
Gene: PBLD
Product: phenazine biosynthesis like protein domain containing
Biological process (GO): biosynthetic process
Cellular component (GO): cytoplasm
Molecular function (GO): isomerase activity
Source: RefSeq, a predicted model, not a curated record